Molecule: messenger RNA, 1767 nt
Organism: Aspergillus fijiensis CBS 313.89
Lineage: Eukaryota; Fungi; Ascomycota; Eurotiomycetes; Eurotiales; Aspergillaceae
Product: HSF-type DNA-binding domain protein
Exons: 6
Coding region: 1-1767 (588 amino acids)
Biological process (GO): regulation of DNA-templated transcription
Molecular function (GO): sequence-specific DNA binding; DNA-binding transcription factor activity
Source: RefSeq, a predicted model, not a curated record
AUGAGCAGCAGCCUCGCCGAUCUUCCCUCCAGGAACUCCCUUCUCGCUGCUCCUCCUGCUACUGCUGCCACCGAUGCGCCGGGCAAAGUCCGAAAGAUCCCUGUCCUCUCCUCCGUCGUUCCAACAUCCUUCCAAUCGAACGGUGAUCCCAUGGAUGUCACACCUCCAGCCCCGGGCCCUGCGCCCCCCAUCCACAGCAGCCCCGAUAGCGAUCGAACGGGCACGAACCUCAACAUCACUACCACGACCGCUCCUAACAGCUCGGCCGACUCACAGAGUGUGAAUCACCAUCAUCUAGGCCCUAAUCAGGCAAUCGGUGCCGCGGCCGCCGCGCAGCAGCCAAAGGUCGUUCAGACAGCUUUCAUCCACAAGCUUUACAAUAUGCUCGAAGAUCCCAGCAUUCAACACCUAAUAUCGUGGUCCAAUACCAAUGAUAGCUUCGUUAUGUCGCCCACCUCUGAAUUCUCCAAAGUACUCGCCCAGUACUUCAAGCACACCAAUAUAUCCUCAUUCGUCCGGCAAUUGAAUAUGUAUGGAUUUCACAAAGUGAGCGACGUCUUUCAUACUGGGUCUCCGGAUUCUGCUCUCUGGGAAUUCAAGCACGGAAAUGGCAACUUCAAGCGUGGCGAUCUUGUCGGCUUGCGUGAAAUUAAGCGACGCGCAUCCCGCCAUGCGUUGAUUCAUCGCGAUUCAUUUCCAGGCCACAAAGCUGCCUCGCAACCGGGCACGCCAGCUGAGCCUGUUCCGGAUGCCACUGAAGCACGCUUGAUGAACCUGGAACAUUCAAUGUUCGAUAUGCAUGCCCGUCUCACGCGCGCCGAAGAAGGGAACGUGGCGCUCAAUGCGCGAUGCCAAUCGAUGGCGGAAAGUUUGAUCCGUUGUUAUCAUUGGACACAUUCGAUUUCCCGAUUCCUUCAAGGGAUGAUUCCUGAUCGCGAAAGCAUCUUGUAUCGGGAUGUGACCGGCAUGCAAGCCGAGCUAGAGAAGCAUUUAGAUGCCGUGCGGUCUCUCGAGCACUCUCAGGAUCCUUACCUAUCAGUCCGCCAGCCCUACGUUGCCAACAUCUCUGUCGAACCCGGCCCGCCGUUGUCCCCGCGUCAAAUCCCUCAGGAGGAUGGACGUCGUCCUUCGAUGAUGGAGAAUCCGUCUCGGCCCAACAUGAUUCGCCCUCCUGUUCCCCCACAUUUGGCUGCUUCCCCCCGUCGCUUCGGUUCGAUCGGGGCCGGGCAUUCCUCCCCGAACUACAGCCGCCCCCAGGCGCCGGCUGUGGUCACCCCACAACAGCCUGUGCCUCAUCCCCUAUCUUCGGUCUCGUCUCCUCCAGGCCCCAACCUCACUCGUCGCCAUACUUCAGCCGAUAUCAGACAGCAUGGCUGGCCGCCACCGGGAGUUUCGCCAUUCCCUUCGACUCAUUUGCCCACUCAUGCGGCGAAUCCCUGGUCGCCGUCGCGACACCGAACUCCGACCUCAAGUGAGCAGCAAGUACGCGAUGUGUUGGCGCAAUACGAAAUGGGCGCCCCACGGCGCCUACAGGAGAGCACUCGUCAUGCGACUCCUCCCUUGCACCCCGAUCAAACUGUUCCCGCCGAUAAUGGGUGGCCCCUAGGUCCCAGGUUCCCUCGCCACGAAAUGUCCCUCCCUGCAACACGGCGCUCCAGCAUGGCAAGCAAUGUUCAUUCACUUCUUAACCCCGCCGAUACGGCUGAGCGACCGGACGAAGACCAGCAUGCGAUGGCGGACGAUCGGAAGCGGAAGCGGCUCGAGUAG